AUGAGGGACCAGGCCAUCACCUUGCUGGUGGCAGCAUUAAGGCAUGUUAGGGUGCUAAUCAACACAGUGCCACAGCCUGAAGAGAGCUUAGAGGUGAUAUACAAGUGGGUGGAGGACUGGGACCAGACCUGGGCUGGGAUCUACUUGUGGUGGAAGUACAUUGAUGAGAACAAGAUUUCUAUCCUGAAGGUGUGUGAUACCAACCUACAUGACAUGACCGAGGAAUCUGUGAUAUGGCAGAACAAGGCAAUCCCUGGGGUGAUAACAAUAGUGGAUCUCCAGUGGCCAGAAGGGCAGCAUAGGUUCAACAUUGAUGACCUUUUCGAGGACUACCAGGAGUGGGUAGAGGAGAGAGCACAGAUGGAGGCCGAGAGGUUGGCCAAGGCACCAUCCAUGUGCACCUGGGGCCAAGCAGCAAGAGGUGAGGGCCAAGACUGUGCACCAGAAGACACCAAAGGAAACCCAUCAAGAGGAGCUGCAUGCUUGACAGGGGAGGGCUCUGGUAGUGCAAGCAAGGGAAAAGGGAAGCAGAAGGCCACCAGUGAGGAGGACGAGCUGGCUGAUGAUGUCAACAAUGAUGAGGGUGACAGCAAACCAGGUCCACCCACAAAGGGACCUCACACAGCUGGGGACAAUGAGCCCUGUGAGACAUGUGCCCAGGCAAACUUCACAUGUGUUGGGGAGCCAGAGGCAUCCUGCAAACAGUGCAGGAAGGCGAAAUGCAAGUGCUCAUGCUCUCAAGGUGUAGGGAGAAAGCAGCCUGAUCCAACCCCCACAUGCUUGCCUUUGCCAGAUCCAGCUCCUUCACUUCACGAUCCUUCACCAACACCCUGUCUCUUUUUCCAUGGAGCCACUCCAAUGCCCAGACCUGCACCCAAGCCCUCACCAGUCCCAGUCGAUGAUCCUCACAUGUCACUUCUGAUUGAUGAACUGCAAGUUGAGAUCAAACCAUUCUUUGCGACUGUGACCAGUUUACUGGAUGAACCUGGAGGCAUUGAAGUGAUGGCCCAGAGUGACACUCCAUCAGCUGUGGAAAUUCUGGAGGUCAAAUACCCACAUGAGUGGUCAACAGCAAACAUCAUUGAGCAUCUGUGA
This is a messenger RNA of Pisolithus orientalis, 1095 nucleotides long. RefSeq lists its product as uncharacterized. The coding region runs from base 1 to 1095 and encodes 364 amino acids. The record is from RefSeq and is a predicted model, not a curated record. Lineage: Eukaryota; Fungi; Basidiomycota; Agaricomycetes; Boletales; Pisolithaceae. The transcript is spliced from 4 exons.